Messenger RNA from Aspergillus steynii IBT 23096, 1441 nucleotides. It is a transcript of the gene mdm12, whose product is annotated as ERMES complex subunit MDM12. Lineage: Eukaryota; Fungi; Ascomycota; Eurotiomycetes; Eurotiales; Aspergillaceae. The transcript has a single exon. Gene Ontology annotation, molecular function: lipid binding. Gene Ontology annotation, cellular component: ERMES complex. The record is from RefSeq and is a predicted model, not a curated record. Bases 32 to 1321 code for a protein of 429 amino acids. Gene Ontology annotation, biological process: mitochondrion organization; phospholipid transport.
CCCCCGUCGAGAUAUUUCAGUUGCACAUGUAAUGUCCAUUGACGUCAACUGGGGGACUGCCACCUCUGGUCCAGACGGUGAGGCGCUGGCGGAGCGCAUCCGCUCUUUCAUUCACGAUAGGUUUCAGCAGGUGGCCCUCCCACGUUUCAUCCGAUCUGUUCAAGUCCAUUCUUUCGAUUUCGGAACCAUUCCGCCCGAUCUUGAGAUCAAGGACUUUUGCGAGCCCUUUGCCGAUUUCUACGAAGAGGACGAAGAUGACGAGACGUCCGAGGUGUCCGAGGAGUAUGUCUCCGACCACGGCAAUCAAUGGCAUGGUCAUUCCGAUCUCAACGACUCCUCAUUUCGAGACGAAUUGACCAUGAACCACACGCUACGCGAUCCAUUCGAUGAUGACUAUCAACCUUCGGUCCUACGAUCACCAAUGCCUUUAAGCGACCACCUGAAUCCUCAUUUCCUUCCCCGAGCUGGAACUCCUGGAAUUCCUGGCGGAACGUCAACACUCGGUUAUCACCUCAUGUCCAUUGGCGGGCUGUCGGGGACACAAACCCCUCUUGCAGCGGUCGCCGGCGGGACUCCAUUCGCGAGCGGCUGGGGUGAUCCUGGAAUGCGACCUGGAAAUAUUCACCAUCCGUCUACCCCGACCCGCGUGCGCCCGGACGCCGACAUUGAUUCUAGCAAUCCGGCCUCGCGCCCCUCUACGUCGAGUACCCAUCCCUCUCAUCCGUCUGGGUCGCAAAGGAAUAGCGGAGACAGUACAAUGGGAAAGGGGAACGGAUCGCAUCGGGAUGAUCAGCAUGACGGUGCACAGGGCGAUCCUCUUCGUCUUCCUCCUCGAAUGAGGGAGCGAAAACCCGAAGAUUUCCAGGUUAUGUGUCACGCUAAGUACGCGGGCGAUAUCCGUUUGUCGUUGACUGCAGAGAUUCUGCUUGAUUAUCCGAUGCCUAGCUUUGUGGGGUUGCCUUUGAAACUCAACGUCACUGGCCUUACUUUCGACGGAGUUGCAGUCAUCGCCUACAUUCGGAAACGAGUGCACUUCUGUUUCUUAUCAGCCGAGGAUGCCGAUGCUUUGAUAGGAUCUGACCAGCAGGAGACAGGAGAUCAGAGCGACCACAGCCGGUCUGGGGCCGAUCCAUCCACAUCACCCAAACGCCAAGGGGGUUUACUGCGAGAAAUUCGCGUCGAGAGCGAAAUCGGACGCAAAGAAGACGGGAAACAAGUCUUGAAGAAUGUCGGGAAGGUUGAGCGCUUUGUCCUGGCUCAGGUGCGACGUAUCUUCGAGGAAGAACUUGUUUUCCCAAGCUUCUGGACAUUUCUCAUCUAGGCAUCACGAAGGAACGAGCCAUCGACAGCGUAAACUGGAUUUUGACCUUUCUUGGACAUGCUUGCAUGUGAUCUAUACCCUAAUAAAACAUCAUAUUAGACAUUUAUCUCCAUUUAAAGC